UUCUUACUUAGCCUUAACAAAAAAAAUAAGAAACAUAGCCAAAAUUUCAUUAUCUUAUACACAUAUAAAGUAUAAACCUAUAUCGUGUUAGCAAUUAAGAUGGUAUCGGAGCGAAACCCAUGUUCAAACCACGUUUGUGUCAUCGGUGCAGGUCCAUCCGGACUCGUGGCAGCAAGAGAACUGAGAAAAGAAGGUCAUACUCCAAUAGUUUUGGAACAAAACUAUGAUAUAGGAGGGCAAUGGUUGUAUGAACCAAGAGUUGAAAAUGAACAUCCAUUGGGGAAGAAUGAUACCCUUAAAGUUCAUAGUAGUAUGUAUGCUUCUCUGAGACUAACUUCACCAAGAGAAAUUAUGGGUUUUAGUGAUUUCCCGUUCUUGAUUAAAAAAGGUAGAGAUAUGAGAAGGUUUCCUGGUCAUAAAGAACUACUCUUGUAUUUAAGAGAUUUUGUCGAGUGGUUUAAAUUAAGAGAUAUGAUUAGAUUCAAUACUAAAGUUGAAUACGUGGGUAUGUUAGAUUUUGUUAAAUUUGGUAAAGAAAAAUGGAUUGUUAGAUCAAAAGACAUGCGCGACGAGAAAUCCAUUGAAGAAGUUUUUGAUGCUGUUAUUGUAGCUACUGGUCAUUACUCUCAACCAAGGUUGCCAAACAUUAAAGGAAUGGAUUCAUGGAGAAGGAAGCAAAUGCAUAGUCAUAUUUAUAGGAUUCCUGAUCCAUUUCGCAAUGAGGUCGUUGUGGUUGUGGGAAACUCAUUAAGCGGAACAGAUAUAUCAAUGGAACUAGUUGGUGUUGCAAAAGAAAUUCAUCUUAGUGCCAAAUCUCUUGAAAUCACUGAGGGUUUAUCCAAAGUUCUUUCUAAACAUAAAAAACACUUACUCCUCCAUCCACAGGUAGAGUCCCUUCGAGAAGAUGGACGAGUUUUGUUCGUUGAUGGUUCUUGGGUCAUGGCUGAUUCAAUAAUUUAUUGCACAGGGUACUCUUAUUCGUUCCCGUUUCUUGACACUAAAGGAAUGGUGGUCAUAGAUGAUGAUCGAGUAGGACCUUUAUUUGAACACACUUUUCCUCCUUCACUUGCUCCUUCUCUCUCUUUUGUUGGCAUUCCUAGAAAGAUUAUAGGGUUUCCUUUCUUUGAAUCUCAAGCAAAAUGGAUAGCUCAAGUAUUGUCUGGCAAAAGAACAUUGCCAUCAUGGGAAGAUAUGAUGGAAUCCAUUAAAGUGUUUUAUAAAUCAAGGGAUAUUGAAGGAAUACCAAAACAUAAUACUCAUGAUAUUUGUAGCUUUGAGUAUUGUGAGAAAUAUGGAGAUUACUGUGAUUUCCCACAUUUGGAAGAAUGGCGGAAAGAACUUUGUUUGGCAGCUCUAAAAAACUCAUUUGCAAACUUGGAAACAUAUCGCGAUUCUUGGAAUGACGAUGAACUAGUUCAAGAAGCUCAUCAUAGUCCUCAUUUCACCCAACUUGGACCUGAAGCAUUUGAUAUGUAAUCGAAAAUUCCUGACAAUUUGUUUUCCAUUUUUUUUAGACGCUUCACAAUUUCGAAUUUCAUUUGUGUCUUUUGGGUGUAUUUAAGGAUAAACUAUCAAGUAUUCAUCAAGUUGAAUGCUAAUGAAAAAUUUGAUU
This is a messenger RNA of Papaver somniferum (opium poppy), 1612 nucleotides long. Its product is annotated as flavin-containing monooxygenase FMO GS-OX-like 9. The coding region runs from base 100 to 1476 and encodes 458 amino acids. The transcript is spliced from 6 exons. NCBI's taxonomy places the organism in Eukaryota, Viridiplantae, Streptophyta, Magnoliopsida, Ranunculales, Papaveraceae. Gene Ontology annotation, molecular function: flavin adenine dinucleotide binding; NADP binding; N,N-dimethylaniline monooxygenase activity. The record is from RefSeq and is a predicted model, not a curated record.